AUGCAGGCACUCAGCCUUGGCCUGGUGGCCCUGACCUGUGCCACAACUGCUCUGUGCGCUGCCGGAGCCCAGCGCCGGGAACCCGAGGCGGGCAACCGCCGGCGAUACCACCGGGUGCAGCACGGCCAUUGCAGCUACACUUUUGUGCUGCCCGAAGCUGACCCUCCGCCGUGCCAACCUGUGCCCGCCGUGCCCGGCCCUGCCAACGCACUGCUGCAGCGGGACUCACCGCUUGGCAUCGCUCACGCCGGCCACGGGGCCGCCCAGCGCCUGCGGCACCUGGAGAGGAUCCUGGAGAACAGCACCCAGUGGCUGUUGAAGCUGGAGAGCUACCUCCAGAGCAGCAGGACGCCGGCGCUGGCGGAGCUGCGGCAGGCGGCGGUGCAGAACCAGACAGCCUCCAUGCUGCAGCUCAGCAGCUCCCUGCUCAACCGCAGCGCCGAGCAGAGCCGCAAGCUCACCCACGUGGAGGCACAGGUGCUGAACCAGACGCUGCGCAUCGAGAUGCAGCUGCAGGAGAACUCCCUGUCCACCACCAAGCUGGAGAAGCAGCUGCAGCUGCAGACCAACGAGAUCCACAAGCUGCAGAGCAGGAACAACAUCCUGGAGGUGAGGGUGCUGGAGAUGGAGACGAAGCACCAGGAAGAGCUGGCAGGGGCCCGCUCGGAGAAGGAGAAGUUGCAGCACCUGGUGAGCAGGCAAAGUGGCACCAUUGAGGAGCUGGAGAAGUCACUGCUGGCCACCAGUGCCAACACCAGCCUGCUCCAGCGCCAGCAGCUCCAGCUCCUGGAGUCAGUGCAGAGCCUGGUGCAGAGCCUCGUCGCCCAGGGGAGAGCCCAGCUGCCCAGGCAGGAGCAGCUCUUCCAGGACUGUGCUGAGGUUCUCCGGGCAGGCAUCCAUACCAGCGGGGUCUACACCCUCCACAUUGCAAACCUCAGUGAGCCCAAGAGGGCAUACUGUGAGAUGGAGACGGAGCGCGGGGGCUGGACGGUCAUCCAGCUGCGUGCCAACGGCAGCCUCAGCUUCCAGCGGGGCUGGAGGGAGUACAAGCAGGGCUUUGGGGAUGCAGCUGGGGAGCACUGGCUGGGCAAUGAGGCUGUGCACCUCCUGACCAGCCGGGCACCCUAUGCCCUGCGAGUCGAGCUGCAGGACUGGGAGGGCACCCAGGUCUAUGCCCAUUAUGGGAAAUUCCAGCUGGGAAGCGAGAAGCAGCUUUACAGGCUGUUACUACAGGACUACAGUGGCACAGCUGGGCAGCAGAGUGGCAUGGCACUGCAGGGCACCCGCUUCAGUACCCGCGACGCUGACAACGACAACUGCCUCUGCAAGUGUGCCCAGAUGCUGUCGGGAGGCUGGUGGUUCGAUGCCUGUGGGCUCUCCAACCUGAACGGGAUCUACUACCCUGCCCGGCACAACAUCCGCAAGCUGAAUGGCAUCCGCUGGCACCACUUCCAGGGGCCCAGCUACUCCCUGAAGGGUACCCGCAUGCUGAUACGGCCUGCCAGCUUCUAG
Molecule: messenger RNA, 1512 nt
Organism: Indicator indicator
Lineage: Eukaryota; Metazoa; Chordata; Aves; Piciformes; Indicatoridae
Gene: ANGPT4
Product: angiopoietin 4
Exons: 9
Coding region: 1-1512 (503 amino acids)
Biological process (GO): signal transduction
Molecular function (GO): receptor tyrosine kinase binding
Source: RefSeq, a predicted model, not a curated record